Symbiodinium sp. CCMP2456 is the source of this 2250-nucleotide messenger RNA. The record is from the annotation of a GenBank genome assembly. NCBI's taxonomy places the organism in Eukaryota, Dinophyceae, Suessiales, Symbiodiniaceae.
AUGGCUAAGUCACACGUUUUCACAGGGGAAGUCGCGGCACACAUGGUGCUGCAAGUGGCACCGCUCAUGCUUGCGCUCAGCCCGAGGGAUCUGGCAGGCAUUUGUUGGGCCUGUGCUUUCGCGCAGCAUGUAGAUACCCCAUUAUUUUUUGCAAUAUCACACACGUGUGAUGUGUCCAAAUUAGCAGGGUUUUCGGGUCAACAACUGGCCAACUUGGCUUGGGCAUUCGCUCGCGUGCAAAGCUCUUGGCACGGCCAGCUUAGAAUAUCAGCUUGGUUUUGGGCUGCCAUCGUACAGAACCUUGCUUUCUUCAAGCCACAUGAAUUCAGCAUUACUUUAUGGGCGGUGGCCAAGUUAGGGCUGCCCGAGAAAGCCAACAUACAAGACUUCCAUUUGGUGGAGCGAGUUGGGGCACAGCGAUUGCGACAAGGCCAGUUUGGGCCGCAAGAGCUAUCAAACCUGUCCUGUGCUGUGGCACGUCUGUUUGUGUCUCACAUCGGAUCAGGCGACACGUUACUCUCAAUGUUGGUGAUGACUGCAAGAGAAAGGAUGAUGGAAUUGGAGCCCCAACAUCUUGCAAACAUGAUGUGGUCUUUGGGCCACGCUCGUUUGGCACACAAGCCUUUCCUCCGUGAUGUCGUAGAUCUCAUGGACGUUCGAGGGCCUACUUUUGCCACUAUUGAAUUGGUGGGGCUGGUUUGGUCGUUUGCGCGUCUCCAUGUAAGCGUCGCACCUUCACUGCUGGCGCAGGCUUCCGAGAUGCUUUUGUCUGCAUCGCAAGAACUAACUGGGCAGUGCGUAGCCAAUGUGGUGUGGUCGCUUGCCAUCUUGUCAUGCAGCAGCAUUGCAGAUCAGUGGGUUCAACCUGUGUCUACGGUCCUCAAGCUAGGAAACGGCAACCCGCAAGAGCUGUCCAACACUGCCUGGGCCAUGAUGCGGCUUCGUGUAUUGAAGCACAUUCCGAUUAAAUUGAUUGCUGCCGCUUUCACUGGCAAUGUCGACAGCUUCAACUCGCAAAACAUUGCAAAUUUGGUGUUGGCCUUCGCUCGAGUCGGCUGCGAUGGAACCUAUAACGGCUGCAGUGUUGCACCAUUCUGGACCGUUGCUAUGCACGCGACAACUGCCCGAACGACGGAAUUCAACACACAAGAACUUGCAAAUCUAUGUUGGUCUUUUGCCGCCAUCAAGAAAACAGCUGCCUUGAGUUCAAUCGCCAAUGAGUUUUUGAGAAGAGAGCAUGAAGAAGCUGACCAAGCCAGCAUGCUGGCAAUGCUGUGGGGCUUGUCCUUCGCAGGUGUGAAGCAUCUGGCUUUGUUUCGGAGAGUGCGUCACCACCUGGUAAGCCAUGGAAAGAAACUGGACACCAACACAGAUACGCAGUUGCACCGGAUCUUGCCAUUGGGCGUUGCUGCCACUGGUGCUGGAAAGUUUGACCAUGGCGAGCCGGUUAUUGCCGCGGAGCUGUUGGACAUUAUUGUCCUGGCAAAGCCACCCGGCUGGGAAGUGGAGCGCCACACACUGCAUACCGAGCCGCCAUCGGAUGAUCCGUCGGAUGACCAUUUGUUUCAGCUGCAAUGGUUCUUGAUAUCCCUGGCACGGCCUUCAGCGAUAUGGUUCGAUAGAUCGCAUCACUUUGGAUUCUUGCAUCGUUUGGACAUCCCAGGAUCCGGACUUAUUCUUGUUGCCAAGACAUAUGAGGCCUAUUACUGGCUUUUGGUUCAGUUAAACGCCAAUCGAAUUGUGAGGGACUAUGUGGUUUUGUGCCAUGGAUGGGUAGCUCAAGCGAAGCGCACUGUUGAGGCACCCAUACAUUGGACACCAGGCCACCCUGCGCCUAGCCAAGUGACCAGUGGAGGGAAGCCGUCUGUAACCAACAUCAGAGUGGUGGCACAUGUUCAUCGUGCAAGCGAACGGUACACAUUGCUAGCUGUCCGGAUAGGCACCGGCAGAACACAUCAAAUUCGGGCGCAUGCUGCACAUAUUGGCCACCCGACCGUUUCUGAUGGCAAGUAUACCAGCAACCGAACGUUUCGAGAAGACCUUCAGUGGUGUCCCCGAAAUUUCCUGCAUCGGUACAAACUUAAGUUUCAGGGACGAGAGCCUCAGAGGCGAGUGCAAGUCGUGCAGCCGUUACCAUCAGACCUCCGUGCUGCGCUGGGGCAAUUGCAGCCAGCUGACGCGGGAUCUGCGAUUGCGUUACAUUCCAUCGCUUUGAACGGAGUGCCACCUGCAACAUGGGGAGACAGCUAA